CCAAACCCGGUAGUUCUCACUACCUCCAUACACAACGGUGUUCCAGCACCACAAUUGGUAUCUACGCCUCUUUCUUGGGGGCCCACUAUUGGGUCCGACGCUUCCGCUUCUGAGGUCGCAAUUCUGCGAUUCUCCCAGCCUGCCUAUGGCGCUGCACGGCCACGAGGACGAGGAGCUGUUUGACUACGACGAGGACGACUUCGAGACGGCCGGAGAACCGUCCCCGGAGCCUCCGACUGUUGACGCCAACGGCGAUACUGAUAUCGCCGACGUCAAGGAGGAGGAGAACGCCGCUGCUGGGCUCUCCACCCCGUCCGUCGUGCUCCGCUGCCGUUGCCACCACUGCGGCCAUCCCGUCAGCGUCGCUCUGAUCGCUGCUGAGACCGCUGUGACUACUGGAGGCAAUGAUGGUGCUGCUGGAGGCUCUGAUGGACGCGUGGCGACUGGAAGCCGCGAGCUCGCUGCUGGCGCUGCGCCGCAGCCGGCUGCCGACCUAAACGGCGCUGCGUCCCCUCCGGCCACUGAUGACGCCGGCAUGGAGACGGAGGACGAGGACAACCGUCCUACCCCUGCACCCAAGCGCCAGAAGCGCGCUGACGGCUCUGGUCCGUCGGCCGCUGUGACCGAGAUCGCGGAUGGCUCUCUGCCGUGCCCGCCGCGCACGUCGGACGAGACAAAGUUCGGCGUGUCCGAGGCCAUUCUCAAGGCUCGCAAGGUGGAUGGUCUCUGCUUUGUCUGCGGCAAGCCUGGUCACUCCGUCAAGGCCCACGUGGGGUACGACAACUGGCGGACGGUGGUGCGGAAGGGUGGUCAGGGGGGCCGUGGCAACGGUCGCGGCGGUGGUCAGGGCGGUGGUCGCGGCAACAAGGGGGGUCGCGGCGGCGCCGCCGGCAAGGCGGGUGGCCGCAAGUAGGGGGUUGCCCAGGGGAUUUGCGAGGAUGAUCCUGGGUGCGCACUUCUGAUGCGUUCUUUGCCCUACACCACUCUGAAGCACACUCGAGCUUUGCUACCUGCUGCAGUGAAGCGUAUCGAAGGCGCUGUUGGGCGCGAGCUGACGUUUGACGGUCGCCUGCGGCGUGCUGGCUUCGGUGCCGAGUGUAAUCUUUACGAGCU
Molecule: messenger RNA, 1113 nt
Organism: Chlamydomonas reinhardtii
Lineage: Eukaryota; Viridiplantae; Chlorophyta; Chlorophyceae; Chlamydomonadales; Chlamydomonadaceae
Exons: 4
Coding region: 146-913 (255 amino acids)
Source: RefSeq, a predicted model, not a curated record